Molecule: messenger RNA, 1581 nt
Organism: Lampris incognitus (smalleye Pacific opah)
Lineage: Eukaryota; Metazoa; Chordata; Actinopteri; Lampriformes; Lampridae
Gene: fscn2b
Product: fascin actin-bundling protein 2b, retinal
Exons: 6
Coding region: 1-1473 (490 amino acids)
Biological process (GO): establishment or maintenance of cell polarity; actin filament bundle assembly; cell migration
Cellular component (GO): cytoplasm; actin cytoskeleton
Molecular function (GO): actin filament binding; protein-macromolecule adaptor activity
Source: RefSeq, a predicted model, not a curated record
AUGCCUACAAAUGGGAACUACCCGUUGAAGCUGCAGUUUGGGCUGAUAAACUACGAGAGGCGCUACCUCACAGCAGAGGCCUUUGGCUUCAAGGUGAAUGCAUCAGCGCCAAGCCUGAAGAAGAAACAGAUCUGGACUCUGGAGCAGGACUCCCAGGACCCACAGGUGGUCUACCUGCGCAGUCACCUGGGACGCUACCUGGCCUCCGACAAAGACGGCAAGGUCACCUGUGAGGCCGACUGCUGUAAUUCCGACUGCCGCUUCCUCAUCGUGGCGCAGUCAGAUGGUCGCUGGGCACUGCAGUCAGAGCAGCACCUUCGCUUCUUUGGUGGGUCCCAUGACUACCUGUCCUGCUUCGCCCAGGUGAUCACCCAUGCUGAGCUGUGGACAGUGCACCUGGCGCUCCACCCACAGGCCAACCUACUUUCAGUGGCCCGCAAGCGCUACGCCCACCUGUCCGAGGAGGACGGGGAGAUCGUCAUGGACCGGAACAUACCGUGGGGCGUGGCGGCCCUCCUGACCUUGGUCUACCUGGAUGGGAAGUACUGCCUCAAGACCUGCAACAACCGUUUCCUCGGUAACGAUGGGAAGCUGUUGGUGCAGAGCGGCAGGGUGACUGCGUACACACUGGAGCUGAAGAGUGGGAAGCUGGCCUUUAAAGACUGUGAGGGGAAGUACCUGUCUCCCAUGGGCCCGACGGGGACGCUGAGGUCAGGACGCUGCUCCAAACCGGGAAAAGACGAGCUUUUUGACCUGGAGGAGAGCCACCCACAAGUGGUGCUGAUCGCAGCUAACGGCCGCUACGUUUCCAUAAGACAAGGAGUAAGCCUCUCAGCCAAUCAGGAAGAAGAGACGGACAUGGAGACGUUCCAAAUGGAGAUUGACAGACAGACCAGGAAGUGUCUGUUCCGCUCCAGCCAGGGGAACUACUGGAACCUGGUGGGCCAUGGAGGAAUCCAGACCACCGCCACCGAAACAUCAGCCAACAACAUGUUUGCAGUGGAGUGGCUUGGCCACAGGGUGGCGCUACGAGCGAACAACGGCAAAUACGUCUGCACGAAAAAGAAUGGCCAGCUGCUAGCAGUCAGUGACACUGUAGGUGAGGAUGAGCAGCUGACUCUGAAGUUAAUAAACAGACCCAUACUGAUCCUGAGAGGAGAGAACGGCUUCAUCUGCCACCACCGAACCUCCAACACGCUGGACGCCAGUCGCUCCAUCUACGACAUCUUCACCCUGCAGUUCAACGAUGGCUUCUACCAUAUUAAAGGUGUCAGCGGGCGCUUCUGGUACGUCAGCAGCAGCGGCCUGGUGUGUUCGGACGGCGACACGCCGGAGGACUUCACCCUGGAGUUCGUGGAGCACGGACGCAUCGCCAUCCGCGGGAGAAACGGCAGAUACCUGCGCGGAGACCCGGGGGGGACGCUGAUGGGGGACGGACUGAACCCCGACAGCUCAGCGCUGUGGGAGUACUGAGACCGGAACACACACACCCAGCUCACGGCGCGUCCCACGGUUAGAAAACAUGAGGACACCGGUCGUCUGGGGAGCGUGGCAGUCUAUUCCAUCGCCUACCAACACAGG